CACCCCCCCAAACUUCUUCCUCCAACAACAACUCUUCACUUCCCAUCAUCCCGCCUUACCAACGAUCGCCAGUCGUAUUCCACUCCAACCCAAACCACCAAUCCUUCACCUUCACCACCUCCUCAUCCAAUUCGCAAAAAUGCCCCCCAAGGCCGCCGACAAGAAGCCCGCCUCCAAGGCCCCCGCCACCGCCUCCAAGGCUCCCGAGAAGAAGGAUGCUGGCAAGAAGACCGCUGCCUCUGGCGACAAGAAGAAGCGCACCAAGUCCCGCAAGGAGACCUACUCUUCCUACAUCUACAAGGUCCUGAAGCAGGUCCACCCCGACACUGGUAUCUCCAACCGCGCCAUGUCCAUUCUCAACUCUUUCGUCAAUGACAUCUUCGAGCGUGUCGCUUCCGAGGCCUCCAAGCUUGCUGCCUACAACAAGAAGUCCACCAUCUCCUCUCGCGAGAUCCAGACAUCUGUCCGCCUCAUCCUGCCCGGUGAGCUGGCCAAGCACGCUGUUUCGGAAGGCACCAAGGCCGUCACCAAGUACUCUUCUUCCACGAAAUAAGGGAUGCUUGUGCUGCUUUUCUUUUCGGGCAUUGGAUUUUACUUGGCAUUUGGGUGUCAUGAUGAGACCUGCCAAGGUUACCAAUAUCCUUGGAGUCUCUUAAUGCGUUACGGAUGGUUUGCUUUUUUGGGGGCAAUGUCUUCACGGUCAAACGGGGUUCGCGGGCUGUACAAUACACCUUGAGAAUAGGGUUUUUUCGGACGAAUGAAUUCGUACACAUGAACACAACUACCUGAUCUCU
This is a messenger RNA of Colletotrichum destructivum, 794 nucleotides long. RefSeq names its product Putative histone H2B, histone H2A/H2B/H3, histone-fold. The coding region runs from base 140 to 553 and encodes 137 amino acids. The record is from RefSeq and is a predicted model, not a curated record. Gene Ontology annotation, molecular function: structural constituent of chromatin; protein heterodimerization activity; DNA binding. NCBI's taxonomy places the organism in Eukaryota, Fungi, Ascomycota, Sordariomycetes, Glomerellales, Glomerellaceae. Gene Ontology annotation, cellular component: nucleosome. The transcript is spliced from 4 exons.